This is a messenger RNA of Phragmites australis (common reed), 1252 nucleotides long. RefSeq names its product salt stress root protein RS1-like. Gene Ontology annotation, cellular component: plasma membrane. Bases 235 to 948 code for a protein of 237 amino acids. Lineage: Eukaryota; Viridiplantae; Streptophyta; Magnoliopsida; Poales; Poaceae. The transcript is spliced from 4 exons. The record is from RefSeq and is a predicted model, not a curated record.
CCGCAAAUUCCUCGCAACGCCAGAGCUCUUGCGGUGGCAGCUGGUUCUAUAACUGGAGCGGCGUGCCUGGCCGCCAUUAACACUGCAACAACAGCAGCGCGUCCCUUCACGCAUCCACUCAUAGACACGUCACUAGCCUGUGCUGCUCCUGCCGCUGCGCUGCCGUAGCUGUCGUUCGGUCGCCUGCCUGAUUGCCUCGUCUCAGUGGAGAGGAGAGAGAAGCUAAUCAGAGCCAUGGAUUACUGGAAGUCCAAGGUGCUGCCCAAGAUGAGGCACGUCUUCGUCAAGACCGGCGGCAAGAAGGCCGCCGCCGCCGCCGAGCUCGUCAAGUCCUUCGACGAGUCCAAGGAUGGGAUCAACAGUGAGUUCGACGAGAAGAAGGCAGAUCUCCAGCCUAAGGUCGUCGAGAUCUACGAGUCUGCUCCUGCACCACUCAAGGUUCUGAUCAAGGAAAGGACUAAGGUGUCCGGGAUCAAGAAGAACUCGGCCGCCAUCACCAAGUUCUUCGAAGAUCUUGCCAAGAUCGAAUUCCCUGGAGCCAAGCAAGUGAGCGAGGGCAUCUCCAAGGUCGGCUCGACCCUGCUGUCCGGUCCCAUCUUCGCCACGUUCGAGAAGGUCUCCACGUUGCUCCCUGUCGCCGCAGAGGAGGCACCCAAGGAGGCUCCAGCGGCCGCCGCCGAGGAGGUGGCCACGAAGGAAACCGCUGCCGAGGAGAAGAAAGAGGAAGCGGCCGGUGAGAAGAAAGAAGAAGAAGCCGAGGAGGAGAAAAAAGACGAGGCACCUGCCCCGGCCGAGGAGGCGGCUGUCGCCGCUGAGAGUGCUCCCCAUGCUGAAGCCUCUGCUGCCGCUGAGCCAGCUGCAAAGGCAGCGCCGACAGAGGAAGCUGCUGCCCAGGCUGAGCCGGCGCCGGAGCCGGCGAAGGCCGUGGAGGAGACAACCAAGGCUUAGCUAGGGUUCAGGUUCAUCUUGCAGCCCCUAGCUAGCUAGAGAGAUCGGCUUCGUCGCACAACUAUGUUCUAUCACCACCCUCGUUGUUCUACAUACAUAUAUGCACAAUCUUUUGUUGCUGGAUCUGUUCCUGUGCAUUACGGUUAGAAGUGUAUGCAAGCGUAUAAUUUUUUGUCUGUACUUAUUCAUAUGCAGUGUGAGAAUAUGUAUGGCGUCUGUAUAUUAUUGCUAGUUUUGGUUUGGACUCAAUUAUUGGUUACGUUUCAUGAUUGAUCAAUACAUGCACCAAGAAAUUUCAGCAACA